Messenger RNA from Cheilinus undulatus (humphead wrasse), 926 nucleotides. Its product is annotated as eukaryotic translation initiation factor 4E type 3-like. Gene Ontology annotation, molecular function: RNA 7-methylguanosine cap binding; translation initiation factor activity. The record is from RefSeq and is a predicted model, not a curated record. The transcript has 7 exons. Lineage: Eukaryota; Metazoa; Chordata; Actinopteri; Labriformes; Labridae. Gene Ontology annotation, biological process: translational initiation. Gene Ontology annotation, cellular component: eukaryotic translation initiation factor 4F complex. The coding region runs from base 119 to 799 and encodes 226 amino acids.
UGUUUGGAAAGCGGAAAAGCGGCGGUGGUGUAUUAGUUGAUUAAGCCGUACCGGAUGCUUUUGUAUUGAGAAGCGGCAUUUAAGUAAAAUUGAAAGUUUAACUUUUUUAUUUGUUUAAAUGGCGGCUCCUGGGGAUGCCAAGGAUCUAAAAAUGGACAGAGGAGCUCUGAGUGAGCGUACACUUUCCUCUGAGAACAUUGACAUCGACGAUAAAAAACUGGCCAGUAUCACGAAGAAUCACCUGCAGGACGAUGCAACGACGCUGCCCUUGCACUCACCGUGGACUUUUUGGUUAGACAGAUCAUUACCAGGAACAACGGCUGCAGAAUGUGAGUCAAAUCUUAAAAAGAUCUACACAGUAGAAACUGUCCAGAUGUUCUGGAGUGUUUACAACAACAUCCCUCCAGUCACAGCCCUGCCUUUGAGAUGUAGCUACCAUUUGAUGCGUGGAGAAAGGAGGCCACUGUGGGAGGAGGAAAGCAAUGCAAAAGGAGGAGUAUGGAAGAUGAAAAUACCAAAGGACAGUGCUUCUGUAGUUUGGAAAGAAUUUUUACUCGCUACUAUUGGUGAGCAGUUUGCAGAUGUCUGUGCUGCAGAUGAUGAGGUUGUUGGUGUAAGUGUUAGCGUACGAGAGCGGGAGGAUGUUGUACAGAUCUGGAAUAGAGAUGCCUCUCUUGCUAAUGAAGCAAAUAUCUUGGGGAAGGUCUAUGAGCUUCUCCCAAACGUAACUUUUAAGGCUGCUUUUUAUAAACCUCACAUGGAGCAUCAUGCCUUUGAAGGAGGACGCUCAAGACAUUAGACCACAAUGCACUUUGUUUUUAUGAUCUGACUUUUGUAACUACUUUGGCCUGUCCACAACAUAUUCAAAGAUAUUUGUGUAAUUCUUCAUGAAAAUUUUAUCAAUAUAUUUUUGUAACUCCUCUUGA